This is a messenger RNA of Arabidopsis thaliana (thale cress), 354 nucleotides long. RefSeq lists its product as uncharacterized. NCBI's taxonomy places the organism in Eukaryota, Viridiplantae, Streptophyta, Magnoliopsida, Brassicales, Brassicaceae. The record is from RefSeq and is marked reviewed. The transcript has 2 exons. The coding region runs from base 1 to 354 and encodes 117 amino acids.
AUGACUGAAAUCUCUCUCCAAGGAUACCCGGUUUUACCCCAAAACCCGAACGGAGCAGGCAUAAAUGUGGCGGUGGCAGGAAAAACUCAUCAAGGAGCACCAGUAAUAUCAGAGAUACGACCAACGACAAGGGAUUUCUACCAACCAUCGAAGAAUGAGGUCAAGUUAGAGGAGGCGGCGGAGGGAGAAACUCAUCAAGGAGCACAAGUAAUACCAGAGAUACGACCAAUGGCGAGGGAUUUCUACCAGCCAUCGAAGAAUGAGGUUAAGUUGGAGGAGGCGGCGGCGGAAGAAACUCAUCAAGAAGCACCAGUAGUACCAGAGAUACGACCAACGGCGAGGGAUUUUUUCUAG